Pseudogymnoascus verrucosus is the source of this 2192-nucleotide messenger RNA. RefSeq lists its product as uncharacterized. Lineage: Eukaryota; Fungi; Ascomycota; Leotiomycetes; Thelebolales; Thelebolaceae. Bases 683 to 2119 code for a protein of 478 amino acids. The record is from RefSeq and is a predicted model, not a curated record. Gene Ontology annotation, biological process: regulation of transcription by RNA polymerase II. Gene Ontology annotation, molecular function: RNA polymerase II cis-regulatory region sequence-specific DNA binding; protein dimerization activity; DNA-binding transcription factor activity, RNA polymerase II-specific. The transcript is spliced from 2 exons.
GACUUUGCCGGGGUUCUCCCUCCGAUCUCCUCCACUUCCCAUCCACCUGAGCCACCUCCAUCCAUCUCCUCCUCCUCCUUCUUCGUCUCAUCCUCAGCCGGUACCAUACUCUAUCCCCACACUCCACUAUUCUACCCUCCCUACCCUCCCUACCCUCCGCUCUUCUCCGCCUCCUUUCUAAAACACCCCUCCCGAUUGAUCCCACAGGUUCAGGAUCAUUAUCUUAGUGUCUUACCCGCAACUCCUCCAAACUAUACGUACUUCAUAUCCCGUACGCACGCUAUCCAGCAUACAACCAUACAAACAUACAACAAAACCCCCCGGCAUCGCACUCUUCAACAACAACAAGGACAAGGACAAGGACAUACCCUCGCUCAUAUUGUCCUCUUCUCAUCAAUUUAUCCUCCUUCAUCCCCACAAAACAAACAUCUCGAUUCUAUUGAGCCGAACUUUCCCGCCUCAUAUUGCCCGAAACCGAAAACAGAGAGCAUCAUCUUCUGUAGCAACCUCGAUUCGCUCUUACUUCUAUUUCUACUUCAGGUUUCUGACCUCGAGGGUCGUGCCUUGGUGACUGUAACGACGGCCACCAUACUUCCCUCCUCCGCCGCUUUGCGUCUUCUCACGACGACCGCAACCUGUGUCUUCGACACCCACCCCUCCAGGAUCGUGAAGGUUGGCGCCCAUGCUCGCCGUCCAACGCCCCAUGUCGAAGCUGCCGCACCACAUGCUAUUUGGCUACUCCGUCGAUUCCUCAAACUCCUUAUACCGCUUACCCUCCCCCCCGCCUCUUGCGCCGGGUCCGUCAUUACUCGAUGACACCGACACGCGCUUCCUCGACAGCUUCUUCGACGGAGUGAGCUCCGACCAGUACCUCAUCAACGACCCGAACGAUGCGUGGAACUAUGACUGGCAAGACCUCCCCCCCGACUUCCUCGGGACCACCUCCUCAUUCGGGCCCCAAAUGGAACCCGUCACGAACGACGUCCAGCACCUCACCUUCCCCGAAUUCAGAAACAGUCUUGGAUUCCUCCCCGAACAAUUAAGUCCAUCAGAAGAUAUGAUAUCUGCACUACGAAACGGCAAUAAUAACCACAACAACCACCAAAACAACAACCACCAACCCCCCCACCAAAACACCCACCUAAACGGCCACCACAGCAACGCCUUCAUGGCCCCCGCCUCGCGCACCGAACACAUGAGCCCCCCCUUCAACACCCACGGCAACGGCAUGAUAAAACCCGAGCAGCAGCAGCAGCAAGCCCCCGCCCCAACCCAGCGCAAAAUGUCCAACCGCCCCGAAGACUACAUCCGCCACGCCUCCAUGAGCGAAGCCAUGUACGCUCCCGCCCCCACCUCCUACGCCCCCCACGCCCUCAACAAGAAGAAAGUCGAGAUCAAAUGGGGUUCCGACUCCGGCUUCAACACCGGGCGCCGCUUCGUCGCGCCCCCAAACACGAUUACACUUGAUGAGAUCGACGAGAACAUCAUUAGUACACUAGAGUGCCUGCAACCGGGGAGUAAUGUCAGCACCCGCGCCUCCAGCCCGACGGGCUCGCGGAUCCCGCAGGCGGGUGAGAGGAGGCUGGAGAUGAUUUCCGAGGGUGCCCCGCGCGACGACGUUAAUGAGGACGGGAGCGAGAGGCCGAAGAAGCGGAAGAAGAAUAAGGGCAAAGAAGGCGUUUACGAAUCCGACGCCCUCGAGCUGGCACAAUCGCAAUCGCAAUCACAAACACCCAACACCAAGAUCCCGCGCAAGCGCCGCCCGAAAUCCUUCGGCACCCCCACCGGCAGCGACACACCUAACCGCGCCUCCCCCCCCCUCCACAAGCGACUAAAACCCACCACUGGAGGGGCGUCGUUGGCGACGCCUAAGAUGGCGAGGGAGAAUCUGACGGAGGAUCAGAAGAGGGAGAAUCAUAUUAAGAGUGAGCAGAAGAGGAGGACGCUGAUUAAGGAGGGGUUUGAGGAUUUGAAUGAGUUGGUGCCCGAAUUGAGGGGGGGAGGGUUUAGUAAGAGUGCUGUGUUGAUUAUGGCUGCGGAUUGGCUUGAGGAGCUGGUGAGGAGGAAUGAGGGGUUGAGGGGGAUGGUGGCGGAGUUGGAGGCGAGGGGGGGAAUGUGAGGUGUUGAUGAAAAACAGGGUGCGAGGGCUUUGUUUUUGGGAGGAUUGAAUGGGGGAAUUUUCGGGAUUGGCG